AUGACUAUGCUUCCGCAAGAGGAGCAAGCUGGUAGCACAGAGGACAUUCGAGGAAGCUCCUGCAACGAAACAGAAUAUAACAACGACGGAAGCCAAGGGAAUGAAGGCAAUGGCGGAGGAAUCGGACAAACUCACUCCAUCGAUGGGCUCUACAUGAACUCACUCACCGUACCCGGUCUUGAAAAUCCGUUCAUCAACCGGUUCCCGAACGACGGCAAUCCGCAGACCCCUUACGUCCAGACGGUUCACGAUAAAAUCGAAGCCAAGGCCAAGACUCUCGCCCUACAAUUCGAUUCAUACCAGCACGCGACCGAGAAUUUGAACCUGACAGAGCUUUCGCGGCUCGCGGUGUCAAGAUGGUCGAAGCACAUCGCAAUGCGAACGAGGGAAUGGAAGAAUUGCACAGCCGCCUGCGUCGUGAGGCGACGGAAGAAAACAAGAUGCUUAGCAUUCUCCUGGAUGCUCUUGCGCGUGAUUGAGAAGUAUAUCUUGCACAAUAUGGUUGCGGAGCUGGACGCGAUGGCCCUCAAAAACUUCUGCACGAUUACCACAUUCGAGGAACUUGUGUUGGCUUUCGUUAAGUACCAGGAAAUCUUCAUCAUACUGAAUCCUGAUACCACCGACAAUAUAUACCAUGACGUAUUCUACAUGGUCUCAGAGUACGGCACUGAAUACCAAAAAUGGGCAAUGGAACAGAUUGUCUAUCCUUUCGACACUACGGAUUCUUGA
This is a messenger RNA of Mytilinidion resinicola, 729 nucleotides long. RefSeq lists its product as uncharacterized. Bases 1 to 729 code for a protein of 242 amino acids. The transcript is spliced from 2 exons. The record is from RefSeq and is a predicted model, not a curated record. NCBI's taxonomy places the organism in Eukaryota, Fungi, Ascomycota, Dothideomycetes, Mytilinidiales, Mytilinidiaceae.